Messenger RNA from Pyrenophora tritici-repentis Pt-1C-BFP, 846 nucleotides. The record is from RefSeq and is a predicted model, not a curated record. NCBI's taxonomy places the organism in Eukaryota, Fungi, Ascomycota, Dothideomycetes, Pleosporales, Pleosporaceae.
AUGGAAGCUUCGUAUCUGGAUGUUGAUGAUUCACGUUAUCUACCAUGCGGACUUUCGGUAAAGGACAUCAAGGCUCUUGGAGACUUCCCAGACUACGCCACGCUCAGCGGCGUACCACACCCCUCAUCCUACCUAGAGUUCGACAUAAAGAAAGCACUGCCUAGGCCUUAUCGACCACUUCGAUGGGCUUAUCAUCAGACUAUGUCAAUCACCAAGAUGCAAACCGACUGGUGGAUCGAGCUUGAGAAUACGUAUGAAGAGCGCAUCAAGCAACGUCAAACUUUGUUCGAAAAGCAUGGCGAAGCCGUCCUUCAAGCACUUCCAGGGUCAGAACUAGCAUGCAAGGAGCUAAUGGAGAUGGUGCUACAGUUCCUCUGCGCAAGAUACCCUCAGUACUUCUGGCUUUCGAACAACAAAAAGACCUUUCGCAACAGCAUACUACACACUGAUACAGAUCUCACGACUACUCCACCGUUGCACGUUUUACUGAACAAUGUCCCCGAAGACUUUGCCAUCUUGUUGCGAAACGAGAAGACUGGGCUCUACGUAUUCCGGGCAGGCAUCAUCUGCAGUGCAUUGGGCUGGAAUGUCGGCUCGAAGAUUGGGCUCAACCUAUCAGGCAUCCACGAUCCAAUCCCCGAUUACAAAGAAAAGAUGCAGUUCUCCAUGGACAGGUGCGCGCAUACAUGUACUUUGCCAAAAAGCCUACGGAUAAACCAAUUCAACGCGGCUCCUGGGGUCUGGAAGUCGACCAACCGCUCUACAUGCCUCCUGGAGACCCCCACGAAGCACACCGCUCGCGACAGGAUCCUGCGCUUGAACUUUCUCGUUGUCACCUUCGCGUAG